This is a messenger RNA of Otolemur garnettii (small-eared galago), 1461 nucleotides long. RefSeq names its product splicing factor 3A subunit 3. The transcript has 13 exons. The record is from RefSeq and is a predicted model, not a curated record. Gene Ontology annotation, cellular component: spliceosomal complex; nucleus. NCBI's taxonomy places the organism in Eukaryota, Metazoa, Chordata, Mammalia, Primates, Galagidae. Gene Ontology annotation, biological process: mRNA splicing, via spliceosome. The annotation marks the transcript as partial. Gene Ontology annotation, molecular function: RNA binding; zinc ion binding.
UGCAACUUUUACAAUGAAAAAUCCCCUGAGUAUUUCUUUUUCCCUCAGAUUUGUGUGCCAAUGUCUGUGGAAUUUGAGGAGCUCCUGAAGGCUCGAGAGAAUCCAAGUGAAGAGGCACAGAAUUUAGUGGAGUUCACAGAUGAAGAGGGAUAUGGUCGUUACCUCGAUCUCCAUGACUGUUACCUUGAUUCUCCUUUUCAGAAGCUGGAUUAUAUCACAUACCUGUCCAUCUUUGACCAGUUAUUUGACAUUCCUAAAGAAAGAAAGAAUGCAGAGUAUAAAAGAUACCUAGAGAUGCUGCUUGAGUACCUUCAGGAUUACACAGAUAGGGUGAAGCCCUUGCAAGAUCAAAAUGAACUUUUUGGGAAGAUUCAGACUGAGUUUGAGAAGAAGUGGGACAAUGGUACCUUCCCUGGAUGGCCGAAAGAGACAAGCAGUGCCCUGACUCAUGCUGGUGCCCAUCUUGACCUCUCUGCAUUUUCUUCCUGGGAGGAGUUGGCCUCCCUUGGACUGGACAGAUUGAAAUCUGCACUAUUAGCUUUAGGCUUGAAAUGUGGCGGGACCCUAGAGGAGCGAGCCCAGAGACUCUUCAGUACCAAAGGAAAGUCCCUGGAGUCACUUGAUACCUCUCUGUUUGCCAAAAAUCCCAAGUCAAAGGGGACCAAGCGAGACACUGAGAGGAACAAAGACAUUGCUUUCCUAGAAGCCCAGAUCUAUGAAUAUGUAGAGAUUCUUGGGGAACAACGACAUCUCACUCAUGAAAAUGUACAACGCAAGCAAGCAAGGACAGGAGAAGAGCGAGAAGAGGAGGAGGAAGAGCAGAUCAGUGAGAGUGAAAGUGAAGAUGAAGAGAAUGAGAUUAUUUACAACCCCAAAAACCUACCUCUUGGUUGGGAUGGCAAACCCAUUCCUUACUGGCUGUAUAAGCUUCACGGCCUAAAUAUCAACUACAAUUGUGAGAUUUGUGGAAACUACACCUAUCGAGGGCCCAAGGCCUUCCAGCGGCACUUUGCUGAAUGGCGUCAUGCUCAUGGCAUGAGGUGUUUGGGCAUCCCAAACACUGCCCACUUUGCUAAUGUGACACAGAUUGAAGAUGCUGUCUCCCUGUGGGCCAAGUUGAAAUUGCAGAAGGCCUCAGAGCGAUGGCAGCCUGACACUGAGGAAGAAUAUGAAGACUCCAGUGGGAAUGUUGUGAAUAAGAAGACAUAUGAGGAUCUGAAAAGACAAGGACUGCUCUAGUGUUCAGGCUGUAGCUCAGCUUGGCGGCUUGCCCAGGCUCCUCUGAGAUCUUUUUCUAUCUCUUCCACCCAAAUGCUCAAAGACCCUUUACGAUGUAGUAUUAUGGUCUAGUAUGCAUCUUGUAGAAACAAGGCAUGCUAACAGAUUGUGGGAUUGAGAUGUGUUUUAUCUCUGUUUUAUAUUAAAAAGAAUUCUUCUGGAAAAUAAAACCCUGGUUUUGAA